Messenger RNA from Penicillium brevicompactum, 867 nucleotides. RefSeq lists its product as uncharacterized. Lineage: Eukaryota; Fungi; Ascomycota; Eurotiomycetes; Eurotiales; Aspergillaceae. Gene Ontology annotation, biological process: lipid biosynthetic process. Bases 1 to 867 code for a protein of 288 amino acids. The record is from RefSeq and is a predicted model, not a curated record. The transcript has a single exon.
AUGCAUGCGAAGGCUGUCGGUGAUCACUACAAUCUCGGCGACGACUUCUACCUCACCUUCCUUGACAAAAGACUCAGGUUCUACUCCCAGGGGCUAUUCGACACCCCAGAUGACACGAUCGAGCAAGCAUCGGAGCGAAAAAUGGAGACCAUGUUUGCGGCCCUCGAUCUCAAGCCUGGAAUGAGGCUUCUUGACAUUGGUGGAGGGUGGGGUGGAGUCACCCAGUACUGCGGUGAGCGAGGUGUGCAUGUCACCACCCUCACUUUGACGGCUGGAAGUGCUCGCUUUAUCCAGCGCAUUCUCGAGGAGAACAAUUACGCUGGUCAGGUUUUCUUGCAAGACUUCCUUACGCACACACCCAAAGAGCCAUACGACCAUGUCGUGAAUCUGGGAGUGAUUGAACAUAUCCCUAACUACCGCAAGUUUGCAAGCAAGAUGUGGGAGGUUCUGAAACCUGGUGGUCGAAUGUAUCUUGAUGCCUCGGCAGCUGUUGAGAAGUUUGCUGUGAGUUCUUUCACGCGGAAUUAUAUUUGGCGUGGAACACACACUUUCAUGACUCUUCAAGAUGUGCUGGCAGAGUUUCUUUACCAUGGGUUCUCAGUCUUGGAUGUUGCUAACGAGACUCGCGACUAUGAGCUUACAAUGUUGGAGUGGGCCAAUCGAUUUGAUGCAGCCAAAGACGAUAUCAUUGCCGGUUGGGGAGUGCAGAACUAUCGCGUUUUUCGAUUGUUCUUGUGGGGAGGAACGCACGCUUUCAAGACCAAUGCACUGCAGGCUUACCAUGUAGUUGCUGAGAGAACCUCAUCGCCUGGGCCGCGUCCCUCCAUCCCUCGUCGUUUUCGACAGUUCGUGGCCAAUUUACGUUGA